This is a messenger RNA of Labrus bergylta (ballan wrasse), 626 nucleotides long. Lineage: Eukaryota; Metazoa; Chordata; Actinopteri; Labriformes; Labridae. The record is from RefSeq and is a predicted model, not a curated record.
UGCUCUCUUUAAGAGGAGGCUUUCCCACUGUCUGAAAACAGUCUCAGAGGAGACAGCUAUUCAAACGGACGGGAUCUCUCUCUUUACCUCGUGAACGUCAACAACAAGACUCAGCCAUGGCUCGUCUGGAUCAGGUCAUCACAAACAUAGUGGAUGUUUUCAUGGAGUAUGCUGAUGAUGAAGGCAAGAAAGGCCAGCUAAACAAAGAAGAGCUCAAGAAGGUGUUGGAGAAAGAAAUACAGAGCCCGGAGUUAAAAGGUAAUAUUAACGCUGAUGACGUUGAGGAGGCCAUGAAGUUGCUGGAUAAAAACCAUGAUGGGGAGAUCAACUUCCGAGAGUUUUGUCGUUGUGUGUGUGACCUCGCCAAGUGCUACUAUCAAAAGAAAAAAGGCAAAGGUUGCAAGAAAAGUAAAGGCAAAGAGCAGGAAGAUGAAGAAGACUAACAACAAAGCCUUCAAAUAUGUCUUCAAAAAUGGCAAAUACAUGCUGACGGUACUGUUGAUAUUUGUGUUGUGAACCUGCAUGCAAACUGUACAUUUCUUUCUUUCUUUCUUUCUCUGUAUAGUGGUUUUCAAAGAAGUCUCCUUUCAUAACUUAAUGAGAUUAAUAAAAUCUGUGAAGUUAAA